This is a messenger RNA of Podospora anserina S mat+, 519 nucleotides long. RefSeq lists its product as uncharacterized. Lineage: Eukaryota; Fungi; Ascomycota; Sordariomycetes; Sordariales; Podosporaceae. The transcript is spliced from 3 exons. The record is from RefSeq and is a predicted model, not a curated record. The coding region runs from base 1 to 519 and encodes 172 amino acids.
AUGGGAUUGCGUUUAGGGUUCAGGAUGGUUUCUGUUGGGAAGGAGUGGGGGUUGUUUGUUGGGUUGAAUAAGCUGGUAAAUGUCAAGGCUGAUGAAGAGGGGGAUGUGGAGGGGAUGAAGGGGGAGUAUUACUGGAUUUUGAGUCGGUUUGACAAGGAUGUGGCCGAUGAGAAGCAUUGGACGAAGACAAUGACCGAUGAGGAGAAGCUGGCGAUGGCAAAGGAGGAGAUAAAGGAGAUGAGGGAGGAGUUUAAGAUUGUUGUCGAAAAGACGUCUGUGGAAGGGCUGAAGAGUUCUGCUUGGUCCAUCUGGUAUUCUGCGGUCAAGGGCAUAAAAGACCUCAAGACGUCGCGAGUUGUACUGAUAGGUGAUGCGGCUCACCCCAUGACACCCGGUGAGUGUUGUUUGGGGAAAGGACAAGUCCGAGAUGCUGAUGUCAACUUGUCUAGCGCGCGGAGAGGGCGCCGUCGUAGCGAUACGGGACGCAGUACAACUCAGCAAGGUUCUGGGAACGAUUGA